AUGGCUACACAACUUGUCCCGCUCGCAGAAGUGGAAAGGCUCAGCGCUUCAGUAGUCCGGAUACUGGGGGGAAAUCCAGGGAAGUUCACGCUGCAAGGGACAAACACAUAUCUAAUCGGACGGGGCCACCAGCGGAUACUCAUCGACACCGGCGAGGGCAAACCGUCCUGGGCAAAUCAUCUCAAAGGCGUGCUAGCAAAGGAGAAUGCGACAGUCCACAAAGCACUCCUGACACACUGGCACCACGAUCAUGUCAAUGGCGUUCCCGACCUCCUCAAGAUUUGUCCGCAAGUGACGGUUUACAAGCACCAACCAGAUGAAGGUCAGCUUGAUAUUGAAGAUGGCCAAGUCUUCAGCGUUGAAGGCGCUACGUUGAAGGCGUACCAUACGCCAGGCCAUACUGUGGACCAUAUGAUGUUCGUUCUUGAAGAGGAGGACGCCAUUAUCACUGGCGAUAACGUGCUGGGUCACGGGACAGCAGUGUUUGAAGAUCUCAUAGUAUAUUUGUCCAGUCUGCAGCGAAUGCAGAAUCGGGUCUCAGGCCGCGGAUAUCCAGGCCACGGUGCAGUGAUAGAGAAUGCAUCUACGAAGAUCACCGAGUACAUCAACCAUCGGCAGCAGCGUGAGGAAGAAGUUAUUCGGGUGUUACGGUAUGGAAAGCUUGACGUCCCGGAUAAUGAACCUUCUCCAGAACGCAAGGCUUCAUGGACCCCCCUCGAACUAGUCAAAGUUAUCUACCGGAAUGUUCCCGAAAGUCUUCACUUGCCUGCUUCGCAUGGUGUCUUGCAGGUGCUGAUGAAAUUGGAGGCUGAAGGAAAGGUAGUCCAUGACACAGAGACGGGGAAGUGGAGCAUAGACAAUGGAAAGUCUGCAUUGUGA
Aspergillus pseudoviridinutans is the source of this 879-nucleotide messenger RNA. Its product is annotated as putative metallo-beta-lactamase domain protein. The transcript has 4 exons. The record is from RefSeq and is a predicted model, not a curated record. Lineage: Eukaryota; Fungi; Ascomycota; Eurotiomycetes; Eurotiales; Aspergillaceae. Bases 1 to 879 code for a protein of 292 amino acids. Gene Ontology annotation, biological process: secondary metabolite biosynthetic process.